CAUACUGGUCCAUACUGGUCCGUACUGGUUCCAGCAUGGAUCCCCGCUCCGAUCGCGGCCGUUUCGCCUCCGUUCGCCUCCAGGGGGCGCCUCGCGCCGGCCCCGCCCCCUCGGGCCCCGCCCCUCGCGCGCUCUGGCGCCGCCUGGCGGCCAAAUGCGGCUGCUGCGGCUGCUGCGGGAAUCGCGACAGGAACCGCGACUGGGAGCCCGUCCCGGGGGAGGUGCCGGGCAGGAGAGCGGCGCAGCCCAUCCGGCCAGGCCUAUUGGCUCCCGUCAGGCUCCGCCCCGGCGCCUCGGCCAAUCGCGUGGCUCAUCACACCCAGGAGUUCGCGCAGCGCCCCCUGGUGGUCAGGAGAGGGCAGCGCUUCCACCUGGGCGUGGCCCUGCCCCGCCCCCUCCGCGAGGACGACGCCCUCUGCAUCGAGCUGACCCUGGGCCCCACCCCGCAGGUGGCCAAGGGCACACACGUGCUGGUGCCGCUGGGCGGGGCCUCGGCCACGGGCUGGACGGCCGAGCUGGACGAGGGCGUGACCGAGCCGGUGGGGGGCGUGGCCGGAAGUGACCACGCCCUGUGGGUGGGGCUGACGGCCCCGCCCACGGCUCCCAUUGGCCGCUACCGGCUGAGCGUGCGCACCAGGACCGAGGCCGGCGAGUUCGCGGCGCCCUUCGAGCCCGACAACGACGUGGUGCUGCUGUUCAACCCCUGGUGUGAGGGAAUUUCGAGGGUGAACUCCCUGGACGACAGCGGGGUGCUGGUGGGGAACUGGACCGGGGAUUAUUCCCAGGGCACCAACCCCUCGGCCUGGGCCGGCUCCGUGGGGAUCCUGCGCAGCUUCCACGGCUCCGGCGCCCCCGUGCGCUACGGCCAGUGCUGGGUGUUCGCCGGCGUGGUCACCACGGUGCUGCGCUGCCUGGGCCUCCCCACCCGCACGGUCACCAAUUACAACUCCGCCCACGACACGGACACGUCGCUGACCACCGACAUCUACCUGGACGAGGCCAUGCGGCCUCUGGAGCGGCUCAACACCGACUCCGUCUGGAAUUUCCAUGUGUGGAACGACUGCUGGAUGAAGCGCCCUGAUCUCCCCGACGGCUACGACGGGUGGCAGGUGGUGGACGCGACGCCGCAGGAGACCAGCAGCGGUCUGUUCUGCUGCGGGCCCUGCUCCGUCACCGCCGUGAAGAACGGGGAGGUUUUCCUCAAGUACGACACGCCCUUCGUCUUCGCUGAGGUUAAUAGCGACAAGGUGUACUGGCAGCGGCAGGCGCACGGCGGGUUCUCGGUGGUGCACGUGGAGCCCGGAGCCAUCGGCCGCAGGAUCAGCACCCAGGGGCCGGGAAUGGCCAGAGUGGACAUCACUGACCAGUACAAGCACCCCGAGGGUGAGGGGCCGCUCUUCCGAUCUCGGACGCUGCCCCCCGGGCAGGAGGACACGGUGACCAUGACAGUGGCCUACCCUGAGUACCAGCCCCACGUUGGGGACCAGGACGCUCUGAAGCUGACAGUGGCUGGCGCCGUGCAGGAGACGGGGCAGGUCCUGGCCAAGGAGCUGCUGGUGCGGCUGCACACGCCCGAGCUGACGCUGACGCUGCUGGGCCCGGCCGUGGUGGGACAGGAGGUCCCCGUGCAGGUGGUUUUCCAGAACCCGCUGCCCAAAGCUCUGAGCGGCGCCUCGCUGCGCAUGGAGGGAGCCGGGAUCCUCUGCCCCAAACCCGCAGCGCUGGGCUCGGUGGGGGCGGGGCAGACCCUCCGCCUGAGCCAAUCCGUGACCCCGCUCCGCGCAGGACGGCGCCGCCUGGUGGCCGCGCUGGAAAGCGCCGCCCUGCCCCCCCUGCACGGCUCGCUCCAGUUCGAGGCCGUUACUGGGAGCACUGGGAGCACUGGGAGCCUCCCCGGGGAGACCGGGAGCGGGGGGAGGGGCAGG
Molecule: messenger RNA, 1925 nt
Organism: Ficedula albicollis (Collared flycatcher)
Lineage: Eukaryota; Metazoa; Chordata; Aves; Passeriformes; Muscicapidae
Gene: TGM1
Product: transglutaminase 1
Exons: 13
Biological process (GO): peptide cross-linking
Molecular function (GO): protein-glutamine gamma-glutamyltransferase activity
Source: RefSeq, a predicted model, not a curated record